Choloepus didactylus (southern two-toed sloth) is the source of this 4152-nucleotide messenger RNA. It is a transcript of the gene AMPD2, whose product is annotated as adenosine monophosphate deaminase 2. The transcript is spliced from 18 exons. Lineage: Eukaryota; Metazoa; Chordata; Mammalia; Pilosa; Megalonychidae. Gene Ontology annotation, cellular component: cytosol. Gene Ontology annotation, molecular function: AMP deaminase activity. The record is from RefSeq and is a predicted model, not a curated record. Bases 593 to 3271 code for a protein of 892 amino acids. Gene Ontology annotation, biological process: AMP metabolic process; IMP salvage.
GGGGAUGGAGAAGUGCAGUAACCAGGGUGACAGGAGGACCUGGGGAAGGCGGCCGGCUCAUUCUGGGGAGGGCCUGGAGAAGGAGAGCCUGACUGUGGAAAGAAGGAGGGAAGAGUCCGAAGAGACUAGGAACUCUUUCACAGACCCCCCUCCCCCCCAGACAAGCCCCCUCUUCCUGGCCUCUUUGCCACCCGACAGUGGAAUUUUCCCAGGACUGGCUCCUGCUACUCACUACCACCCCCGUCCUCCCUCGAGAAGGAAAAACGGAGGCUCUGCCUCAGAGGAACCAGGUUUUCACAGAGGAAAGCCCCACUAUGCCUGCCCUGAGAGGAAUGUGUUCUGAGCGUGAAGGCAGGCGCUGGAUUCCUGUUUAUUUUUUCUCCCAGGCUGGCUGGACCAGCUAACGGGGGCUUUGCCCUGAAGCCCUGGCAAGGAGUGAGGGUUCCUGGCUGGGUUGUUGGAGAGCUGGGGGCUGGCCCUUUGCCAUCUUAUUUUCUCUCUCCACCCCACCCCCGCCCCCCUCCAGGACCAGCCACCAUCAGUCCUGUCACUCCAGAAACUGAGGAGGGGAGGGGAGGGGUGAGGGGUGGGGAUGGAGGCAACCACUAUGCCAGGUUGCCUAGACAACAUCAGAAAUCAUGGCCAGGGCCUCUUCCGCCUGCGGGGCCUCUGCUUCCUGCAUCAGUCACUCCUGCUGGGGGCGGGGCGGAGGAAGAGGUUGGAUGUGGCAAUGCGAGGCUCUAGUCGGUGCUGCUCGGAUGCUCCCCGCCAUCGUGCAGCUCCCCCAGCCAUGGCAUCCUAUCCAUCUGCCCCCAGCAAGUCCAAGGCCAAAUAUCCCUUUAAGAAGCGGGCCAGCCUGCAGGCCUCCACUGCAGUACAGGAGGCUCGAGGUGGGCUGGGGGCCCCUCCGCUGCAGGCCGCCCGAUCCCUGCCAGGCCCCGCCCCCUGCCUCAAGCACUUCCCGCUCGACCUGCGCACCUCUAUGGAUGGCAAAUGCAAGGAGAUCGCAGAGGAGCUGUUCAGCCGCUCGCUGGCUGAGAGCGAGCUCCGGAGUGCUCCCUAUGAGUUCCCUGAGGAGAGCCCCAUCGAGCAGCUGGAGGAGCGGCGGCAGCGCCUGGAGCGGCAGAUCAGCCAGGAUGUCAAGCUGGAGCCAGACAUCCUGCUUCGGGCUAAGCAAGAUUUUCUGAAGACAGACAGUGACUCCGACUUACAGCUCUACAAGGAGCAGGGCGAGGGCCAGGGUGACCGGGGCCUGCGGGAGCGUGACGGGCUGCUGGAACGGGAAUUCCAGCGGGUCACCAUCUCUGGGGAGGAGAAGUGUGGCGUGCCGUUCACAGACCUGCUGGAUGCAGCCAAAAGUGUGGUGCGGGCCCUCUUCAUCAGGGAGAAGUACAUGGCGCUGGCGCUGCAGAGCUUCUGCCCCACGACCCGCCGCUACCUGCAGCAGCUGGCUGAGAAGCCUCUGGAGACACGGACCUACGAGCAGGGCCCCGAGACCCCCGUGUCUGCUGACGCCCCGGUGCAUCCCCCUGCGCUGGAGCAGCACCCCUACGAGCACUGUGAGCCCAGCACCAUGCCUGGGGACCUGGGCUUAGGUCUGCGCAUGGUGCGGGGCGUGGUGCACGUCUACACCCGCAGGGAGCUCGAUGAGCAUUGCGCAGAGCUGGAGCUGCCAUACCCCGACCUGCAGGAAUUUGUGGCUGAUGUCAAUGUGCUGAUGGCCCUGAUUAUCAACGGCCCCAUAAAGUCGUUCUGCUAUCGCCGGCUGCAGUACCUGAGCUCCAAGUUCCAGAUGCAUGUGCUGCUCAAUGAGAUGAAGGAGCUGGCUGCCCAGAAGAAGGUGCCGCACCGAGAUUUCUACAACAUCCGCAAGGUGGACACGCACAUCCACGCCUCGUCCUGCAUGAACCAGAAGCAUCUGCUGCGCUUCAUCAAACGGGCGAUGAAGCGGCACCUGGAGGAGAUUGUACACGUGGAGCAGGGCCGCGAGCAGACGCUGCGGGAGGUCUUCGAGAGCAUGAACCUCACCGCCUACGACCUGAGCGUGGACACACUUGACGUGCAUGCGGACAGGAACACCUUCCAUCGCUUUGACAAGUUCAAUGCGAAGUACAACCCUAUUGGGGAGUCCGUUCUCCGAGAGAUUUUCAUCAAGACUGACAACAAGGUCUCUGGGAAGUACUUUGCUCACAUCAUCAAGGAGGUGAUGUCAGACCUGGAGGAGAGCAAAUACCAGAAUGCGGAGCUGCGGCUCUCCAUCUACGGGCGCUCGAGGGAUGAGUGGGACAAGCUGGCGCGCUGGGCUGUAUUGCACCGCGUCCACUCGCCCAACGUACGCUGGCUCGUGCAGGUGCCCCGCCUCUUUGACGUGUACCGUACCAAGGGCCAGCUGGCCAACUUCCAGGAGAUGCUGGAGAACAUCUUCCUGCCACUAUUUGAGGCCACUGUGCACCCUGCCAGCCACCCAGAGCUGCACCUCUUCUUGGAGCACGUGGAUGGCUUUGACAGCGUGGAUGAUGAAUCCAAGCCUGAGAACCAUGUCUUCAACCUGGAGAGCCCUCUCCCUGAGGCCUGGGUGGAGGAGGACAACCCACCCUAUGCCUACUACCUGUACUACACCUUCGCCAACAUGGCCAUGCUGAACCACCUGCGCAGGCAGAGGGGCUUCCACACCUUUGUGCUCAGGCCGCACUGUGGGGAGGCCGGGCCCAUCCACCACCUGGUAUCGGCCUUCAUGCUGGCUGAGAACAUCUCCCAUGGGCUGCUUCUGCGCAAGGCCCCAGUCCUGCAGUACCUGUAUUACCUGGCCCAGAUCGGCAUCGCCAUGUCCCCGCUCAGCAACAACAGCCUCUUCCUCAGCUACCACCGGAACCCACUACCUGAGUACCUGUCUCGUGGCCUCAUGGUCUCGCUGUCCACUGACGACCCCCUGCAGUUCCACUUCACCAAGGAGCCACUGAUGGAGGAGUACAGCAUCGCUACCCAGGUGUGGAAGCUCAGCUCCUGCGACAUGUGUGAGCUGGCCCGCAACAGUGUGCUCAUGAGUGGCUUCUCCCACAAGGUGAAGAGCCACUGGCUGGGACCCAGCUACACCAAGGAGGGCCCUGAGGGCAACGACAUCCGCCGCACUAACGUACCGGAUAUCCGCGUGGGCUACCGCCAUGAGACCCUGUGCCAGGAGCUGGCACUCAUCACACAGGCCGUCCAGAGUGAGAUGCUGGAGACCAUCCCAGAGGAGGUGGGCCUCACCAUGAGCCCCGGGCCUCAGUGAGCCUGGCCCAGGCAACGCCUGCCACGUCUCAGCACCCUGACCAUGUUUUAUUCUCGGACCCCUCCUAUGAUGUUCUGGUCUCUGCACGUCUCAGUUCUUUGUUGCUGUCCUGCAUGUCUCUGACUAUGUACCUGUGCCAUCCCCAGUGGAAACGAUGCUCAGGAAUCUGCAUCGCCGUUGUCUUGGCCCAGGGGGCACCCAAGGCCCAAGGGCUUGAGCGUUGGCCCUGCCCCAGGAUUCUCCGAAGCCUGGCUGUCCUGUGUGUGUCUCCAGUGUCCACAGGGGCCUGGGUGGUUGUGGGGGGCUGGCCCCCUCUAGCCUUUGAGGUCCUGCUUGGGCAAAUCCAAGCUUUGGCAAGACCUUAGUUUAGGCCCCACCUUGUUUCUGUAGCUUUUACUCUGGCCUGACACCCAAGCCGAGGGGCAGCCAUGUGGGGUCUACACAGCCUGCUAUAGGCACGAGGCUGCUGAGCAUCCUUUGAGCUCAGUCACAGCCCUGGGCUCUCCGGGCCUGAGGGAUGACUUUAGGCCUUCAGGUGCUGGACCAGGAGCUCCGCACCCCUCACCUCUGUCAAGUCACUGCCCCAGCAGCCUUCAUCCUUUCUCCAAUCCAUUUGCUCCUCCUGUGGUAUCAGCUUCCUGUGUCUCUUUGGGAGCCACAGCCACCCUGUGCUGUGUCUGGGGCCACUGUGGCCCGAGGGUCCUGCAUCUGCCACCAGCCCUGGGGGUGGUGUCCCCAGUGUGGUCCCCAGAGCGUUAACCAGCCCUGGAUCCCAGCUGGUCCCAGUGCCAUGUUUUGGACUGAGGCCUUUACUGUGAAAUGCAGUGUUUCAUACAGUACCAUCUUUCCUAGUGCAUGAGAAAUAAAGAUUAUUUAAGUAA